Tigriopus californicus is the source of this 1809-nucleotide messenger RNA. RefSeq lists its product as uncharacterized. The transcript is spliced from 5 exons. Gene Ontology annotation, biological process: sensory perception of taste. Lineage: Eukaryota; Metazoa; Arthropoda; Copepoda; Harpacticoida; Harpacticidae. Gene Ontology annotation, cellular component: membrane. The record is from RefSeq and is a predicted model, not a curated record. Bases 45 to 1289 code for a protein of 414 amino acids.
GCAACUGGCCCACAUUUAUAAUUGAAAGCUGCUCCAUUCCAGUAAUGGAUCCCUGGGACUUGCGUCUUUUUCAAUUGAGUAAUAUCAUAGGGUUUACUCCAUUCCGUGUGAACAAAAGCACCCGACUUCUUCAGAAAGUGAGAUGGAAAUCUGUUCAAGGCCUGUAUUUCCUUCUGGUGGCGGCAAUUUCUCUUGCGUUCCUUAUUUACUAUUGCGGGUCGUUUUAUCUCCUUAUGACGAGAAAAGGAGUGGCUUUUUCUAUGAGGACGUCAUCAUGGAUUGGUGCUACUGCCAUCAUCUGUGCCGUGCAAUGGACCCUCAUCAUGCGGCAUGAAAAGAUAGUGACCCAUUUGAAUGAGGCUUACCUACUUUUAGGACAAAAGAGCGAAGCCAGUUUAAAAUGGCAAAGGGACAAGAAAACAUAUUUCAUCUUCGGGUUUCUUAUCUUUGGAGUUGUACCGAUGGUGAGCAUUUCUGGUCACAUUAUCCUGGCCCCAGGAGAUAUCUACAUGCACAAUCUACUUGAAGCCUACACACAAGGUUUUGAUCCAAUUUGGAGGAUCGUCUCAAAUGUGAUCCAUUGCUAUGCGACCGUUAUUUGUACCUUCGGAACAUUCUUCUGCGACAGCCUGCUCGUAUUUUUUGCCCUUGGUUACUUCAGACAUUUCGAGGAAAUCAAUGAAAAUCUAAUGCCAGUAAAGGGUGCGACUGUCCAUACACCGGCAAGCCGAUUGGGAGGUCAAAAUAUUAUUGCUGUUGAGCUUCUUACCGAUGCCAGUGAAAAAAGUCCGGAGGAAUCAGAACUACCAUGGACUUGGACAUACCUGAGGACAAAUCUGCGACGUCAUUUGAGACUGCAACAUAGCCUUGAUUCAAUGAACUACAAAUUUGACGUCAUCAUUCUUGCCUUUCCGCUCCAAAUCUUCCUUAUGGUCUUGGCCAUUUUUUUCAGCAUUGCUCGAGAUGAAUUGUCCGAUCAACUUGAGAUUAUGAUCUAUUGUAGCCUGGGAGUCCAAUUUCUUGUCCGAUCCUUCAUUGGAAUAUACAACUUCGGAAAAGUGCAUGAUUCCGGUUCCGAUGCCAAAUAUAUUUUGAUCCGAGACCUCCAAAUUCAGAACCACCACCAUCUUUUGGAACCAGGAAUGAUCUUUGAAAUCGAGUCAUUCCUUGCCACGGGGGAUGAUGUAGCCUUCAAAGCGGGAUCUUACUUGGCCUUUAAAAAAAGCUCUCUCAUAUCCUACUAUGGUGCACUGGCAUCUUACAUGGCUCUAAUGGUCCAAUCAUUCUGAUUCUUUUGACUUAAUAUUGGGCAUGGAGGAUGAAAUGUAAUUUCUUUUUUUUUUCUUUGAUACUUGUAUAUCCUGGCGGAAAGGCCCACACCAAACACACUCUUUUGCAAGGCAUUUCUUAAUACUUAAUUGGAACAAAAUGUCAAAUAUGUUGUGAAAACUUUCCACCUUCUACGUCGUGAAAAAAUAUUCUAUUUUCCGUCUAACCCCUUUGCUCUGUAAAUGUGCUCCGCAAAGUUCAUUUUUGCUCAUGUGGCUGUAUUUGCUUUCUAUUGCCUUAUUUCAAGAAAUCGGUGUGUCCAACUUGAGAUUAAGAUACGUGAGACUAUUUUUUGGCACUGCUCGCCUCCGGGGACUCAAUAUCUCCGCAGGUUUUCAUUAACUUCAUUCUUUUGUACAAAUAAACGUCACCUCAGACCCAUCAAAAGACUCCAUUCCGAAAAGUCACGAUUAACUCAGGAAAAGAUAUUUUGGGAAUCAUUCUAGUGUCUUACAGCUACAACUGCCAUUUGAAUCAGCU